AUCGAAGCCACACGUUUUUGCCUUUUGGACGAUUUCGUAACCUUUGCACGCUUUUUGCUUCCUCCACUCACUAGACAUUUCUGCAUUUCAAUUAUGAUGGCUGUUUCGCGCUCAGAUCUGCUAGCUUGGUUGAACGAGCUUCUACAGCUGAACUAUACCAAGAUUGAACAAUGUGGUACCGGAGGAGCCUACUGUCAAAUCCUUGACUCCAUCUAUGGCGAUCUUCCAAUGGCGCGAGUUAAGAUGAACGCAAAGCACGAGUACGAAUUCGUCGCCAAUUUCAAACAAAAAAAGAUUGAUAAGCCUAUACCCAUCGAGAAGCUUGUCAAAUGCAAGAUGCAGGACAAUCUAGAGUUCUUGCAAUGGAUGAAACGAUUCUGGGAUUCCAAUUACGGCGGACAGGGCUAUGAUGCGGUUGGACGUAGGCGUGGUGCACCAGCUGAACCACCAGCGACUAUUGCUCCGCUUUCGACCGGGGCGCGCAGCGCCAGUGCCGUUCUGGGGGUCGGUCGAUCCGGUGGAAAGACGCCUAUCAGCGGACAUCGGGCAGGCUCUACGCAACCCAAUGAAGCCAUGCAGGCAUUGCAGACCCAACUCCGUGAGAUGUCGACGCACAUGGAAGGCCUGGAGAAGGAAAGGGACUUCUAUUUUGCAAAGCUUCGGGAUAUCGAGAUCCUCGUUCAGCAACAAUCAGAGACACUGGAGAGCCAAGGCAAGGAAGAUGAUAACCUUAAAGAGAUUCAAAAGAUCCUUUACUCAACAGAGGAUGGUUUCGAAGUUCCUGAAAACGCUGCUGUCGAUGAAGAGGAAACUUUUUGAUUGCGCAUGCCGGUGGAGUAUAGGAAGAAGUCUUUGUGUCAUAUCCUAUGAUAUCACCUCUACCCUCAAAAUCAAGUGUUCAUUAGCAUUAACUUCUCAUUUGCACAUUUCGUCGUUCCAUCCUCUGUCGUUCAUUAUAAUCGGAGUCUACCUAACUGCGCUCCUGCACUUAGCUCUAAUAUUCGUAUCUCUACGCAUUUGUGGAAUCUCUCGUUCUAGACCUUUAACAAAGAACAGUCACCAGCGGUAGUUUCAAGGGAUUAGAACCGCAGGCCCAAUGCAAAUUUCAAGGUGUGCUCUAAACUACCUACACAAAUGAAGAGAACCGCUCCUCCUGGCU
This is a messenger RNA of Suillus subalutaceus, 1159 nucleotides long. RefSeq names its product microtubule-binding protein. Gene Ontology annotation, molecular function: microtubule plus-end binding. The transcript has 7 exons. Gene Ontology annotation, cellular component: spindle midzone; cytoplasmic microtubule; microtubule organizing center. Lineage: Eukaryota; Fungi; Basidiomycota; Agaricomycetes; Boletales; Suillaceae. The record is from RefSeq and is a predicted model, not a curated record. Bases 94 to 819 code for a protein of 241 amino acids. Gene Ontology annotation, biological process: regulation of microtubule polymerization or depolymerization; protein localization to microtubule plus-end; spindle assembly.